Mesorhabditis spiculigera is the source of this 2658-nucleotide messenger RNA. NCBI's taxonomy places the organism in Eukaryota, Metazoa, Nematoda, Chromadorea, Rhabditida, Rhabditidae. The record is from the annotation of a GenBank genome assembly.
CUUCAACCCCGCUCCACGACGACGCGAACAACGAGCAACUCGGAACCGGAUCUACCCCCGGCCACCAGCCAGGCUUCAUCAACCGUUCUCCCACCUCCGGAAGUCGAUCUGGGCCCCCUGUCGUGUCCGUUGAUGAAGGCCGACGCCAGCUUUGAUGGGCUAGACGAGAUUGCACGACGCCCAAGGCGGGCUGAGGGCAGCGCCGAGACCGUAACCGACAGCUCACGAAAAACCUCCCACGUCCGCAACGUCAGCGACUGCUCGACCAUCAUCAAAAGCGCCUUCAAGCCGUACAGCCAGACGAAGGAGAGCCAGGGGGAGGAGCGACAGUGGAACCCGUUCACCUCUGCGCCGUAUGGGGCUGGUGAGGGAAUGGACGACUCGAGAUUUGGGGCCUGCUUUGACGAGCUUCCGCGAAACUCCAACCAGGAAGUCUCCGAACUGCUCGACGAGAUGGACGGGUGCUCGAUCGACUCGAAGGACCCGUUCGGUGCAGCCCCAUUCGAAGCUCCGCCCCUGGCAGAGCGGCGCAAGUUGCGGGGAGAGCGGGAGCGCGACUCGCUCGGGUCGGCCAGUGAUCUGGCGAAACAGAUACAGGAGGACUCUUCGGACAUGGAUGAAGCCAGAGAAGCGUCGCGACGUCGGUUCAGCUAUGAGCAUAUCGAUGGUGUGGGCGACGACGCGAGCAGUGACAGUCGGGCCAGAACAGAAGACGACAGCAAUACUGAUGAUCAAAAGUUGGACGACGACGAGGACGAGGCGGACGCGUCGCUGACGACGGAGGGUGGGGCCCAGACGGAUGAGGAAGGGGGUAGUCGACCUCUGCUUGACGAUGAUGAGCUCGAGAUGGAGCAUGAGGACAAUGACGCGCUGUGGAUCGAAAAUCAUCCAAUCUACCAUGUGCCCGCUUCGGGACCCGUGGAACGGCGCGACACGCUGACCUACGAAAAACCUUCCCUUCCCUCGGUACCUCCUCUCAACAGCUUCAAGCGCCCGCCACCCUGCCUCGCCAACCAGCGCCACCUGUCCCUGCUAGUGCCCCCGUCGUUGCCUACGAGCCCUCCGGCUGUCGGCACCCUUGUCGACGUCACCGAACCCGAGACGUACCGGGAAGAAACCGUCAUCUACCAGGCCCCACCACCCGUCCCAUCACACAAAACCUCGCGCUCUUCCGCCCAGAACGAGGCGCAGCGGAGUGAAAUUUCGCUGCUAAGCCGCUCGACCGAGAACGCGGACUCGUUCAGCGCCGUCCACGCAAUCGCCUCGUCCUCGCUGGUAUCGCAGGCGACCCCGAAAGGGUUUGGCUACUGCAGCCCGUGCACCAAAAAGGAAAAGAAGAAAAGUGUGGCUAGAAAACCAUCGUCCAGCUCUGAAGAAUCGCCCCAGACUGACGACAGCGGCGCCGAGAUGUUCAGCAGCAACACAACCGAGGGCAAGUCGAAGAAGGGCAAGCACAAACUGCGUGGAUCCCACUCUUCCGUGGUGGCCGUGGCUCCGACCGAGUUGAAGUUGACCCCGAUGGAUGUACAGAAAUUGCAAAAACGCGGCAGCAGCUCAAAGCGGGGCGACUACAGCGCGGGGGCGGCCAAUGCAAGCUUUGUCAACAGCAGUUUUCAGGCCGAAGACAUCGACUCUCCGCCCCGGGGUUGUCUCGGCUUCUCGAAUGGGCUUCUCCUCCUCGGCAGCAGCUUGUUGACCGUUUACCUCUUCAUCGUCAUCCUGAUGGCCGCGCUUGGGCAGCAGACGUGCCGUUGCGUGCUGAGUAAUCGGGCCGUCGAGCUGCCGGCGAACGACUUCUUCGACUGGAAGGAGGGGCUCAACGACACCAUAUUGCUCCAAAAAUGCAACCAGCACAUCGCGGCCAAGGGCGAGCAGCACAUCGUGACGGACAUUGAACGGAUGCAGCUGCUGGAUGAACAAUUGACGCGCCUCAGCCCGGCGGCCAGAGGGAAGACGAUUGCAUUCAUCUGCCUGACGGUCAUCAAGUGGUGGGUGGUGAUCCCGGUGUUCCUCGUCGCCAUCACCCUGUUGAUGAUAACGGCUUCAUCGUGUCGCGGGCUGUGGUCCGAUCGGGAUUAUUGUAUUCAGAUACCGGCCAUUGUGGCAGCGGUAGUCGUUCUGGCCGGUUUCAUCUUCUUGGCCCUCAAGUUCAACAGCGACAGCGGCAAGCUGGGGCUGACCAUGCGAAGUUUUUUGGUGCCCAUCAUCGAGCACAUCAUCUAUCUGGCCCUGCUGGUAACGCUGUGCAUCUACGCGUGCCGCCGCGAGAAAUCGUCGAAGCGCCAAGUGACGCCUCCCGCGAAGAGUUCAGACGCCGCCCCGACGAUCGCCUCCCAAAAGUCGAUGGCCUCGACGGCCUCGACGCCGAGCCGGAAGUCCCCAGGCCCAGCGUCUUCGAGCCGUUCAGCAGCACCAUCUCCGGCACCGCCACCGCAAUCCGUGCCGACGCCCUCUUCCCGCGAGCCGAUCAUUAACGGUACUGGGUCCGCCGAGCCAAUGGUCCAGGGGCAAUCGGCAGAGAGCGGUGAUGCUCAUCCUCUACCGGCUGCAAACAACAAUAACAACAACCCGCCGACCUUCCUCGCGGCGUCGGGUGAUACGAAACUUGCCGAUGACGUCGACAUCCCACUCGAAAUGCCGACCAAACAACCGUCCCAU